This is a messenger RNA of Durio zibethinus, 2163 nucleotides long. RefSeq names its product O-fucosyltransferase family protein. The record is from RefSeq and is a predicted model, not a curated record. NCBI's taxonomy places the organism in Eukaryota, Viridiplantae, Streptophyta, Magnoliopsida, Malvales, Malvaceae.
ACCGCCUACAAAACCCAAAAAAAAACAUGUUCAUUCUCAACAGAAUCAUUGCCUCUCCCAAACGAUGGAGCAGAAACAAAUCCCAACAGCAGCAACAACUGCGCAGAUAUGCAUUCUUUUUCUUCUCACUCUUUCUCCUUUCUCUCCUCUUUUUCUUCUUCCUCACUUCCACUUCCUUUCCCAAAUCCGUCUUCUCAACCUCUUCCAAAACCAUAAACAUAGCCCUAUCCCUCCAAUACCCACAUUGCAAAACUCAAAUUCAGGGGGAGAAAUUCUUGUGGUAUGCGCCUCAUAGUGGGUUUAGCAACCAGCUUUCUGAGUUCAAAAAUGCAAUUUUAAUUGCUAGUAUUUUGAACCGUACCUUGAUUGUCCCUCCGAUCCUUGAUCACCAUGCCGUGGCUCUUGGUAGCUGCCCCAAGUUUAGGGUUCAGAGUCCUAAAGAGAUCCGGGUUUCCGUUUGGGAUCAUGUCAUUAAGCUCAUUACAACUGGGAGGUAUGUCUCCAUGGCUGAUAUCAUUGAUAUUCAUUCACUACUGUCCUCUUCACUUGUUCGGGCCAUAGAUUUCAGGGUUUUUGUGUCAUUGUGGUGUGGUUUGAACAUUGAUUUGGCUUGCUCCAGUGAAUUGAAUGCACGAUUGUCUCUGGUUGAUAGCCUUAAGCAAUGUGGCUCUCUGCUAUCUGGGAUUGAUGGUAAUAUAGAUAGAUGUUUGUUUGCUGUAGAUGAAGAUUGUAGAACAACAGUUUGGACGUAUCAAAAUGAUGAAGUGGAUGGGGCACUAGAUUCAUUCCAACCUGAUGAACAACUCAAGAAGAAAAAGAAAUUUUCGUUUGUUAGAAGACGUAGAGAUGUAUGUAAGGCUCUUGGGCCUGGUAGUGAAGCUGCAUCAGCCACUGUUCUGGCAUUUGGAAGCCUUUUCACAGCCUCAUAUAAAGGUACAGAGCUCUAUAUUGAUAUCCAAAAAGCAACAGGAGAUCCAAGGAUAAAAUCUUUAAUUAAAAAGAUUGAAUUCCUUCCAUUUGUCCCUGAAAUUAUAAACUCAGGAAAGCAGUUUGCUGCUCAGACCAUAAAGGCUCCUUUUCUCUGUGCACAGCUUAGGCUGCUAGAUGGGCAGUUCAAGAACCACUGGAAAGCUACUUUUUUGGGUUUAAAACAAAAAUUAGAUUCAUUAAGACAGGCAGGUUCUCGACCAAUACAUAUUUUUGUGGUGACUGAUCUCCCUCAAGGUAAUUGGACUGAUAUUUACUUGGGUGAUUUGGCUAGCGAUUCAGUGAAUUUUAAGCUGUAUUUUCUGAGAGAAGAAGAUCUAUUGGUGACGAAUACGGCAAAGAAACUUUCUCUUGCAAGACAUGGCCUGAGGUUUGAAUCUGCUCCUGCAAGCAUGAAUGGAGUGGCCAAGCUGGAGAAGCAUUGCUCUCCUGAUAAAUUACCUGAUGUACUCCUAUAUAUAGAGGAAACAGUUUGUAGUUGUGCUUCACUUGGUUUUGUUGGGACUGCUGGUUCAACAAUAGCAGAGAGUAUUGGGGUUAUGAGAAAAUUUGGUUUAUGUUCCAGCCGAACUCAGAGUGCAUUGUGACAUAUACUCAUUUAUAACCUACUUGAUAGAAUUUCACCGGUUCAGUUCUUGAGAGGCAUGUCUAUAUUCGUGCUUUUGAUCUCCACUGCUUAACAAAGUGUUUCAGUCAGACAGACACAAGGACUAUUCUGCGAUCAAGCUCGUUUCUUAUAUUUCUAGAUGAUCCAACUGAUAUGCCAUAUUGCCACUUACGGAGCUUUUGUUCAAUGAGCACCGGGUCUCGGAAGAAUUUGGGUUUCACCCACUGCUGCACAGAGCAUUGAAGCUAGUCAAGGUUGUUAUUUGUCAAAAGAAAACUUUCAUUAGUGCCAAAAGCAAAAAUGGUUAUAAUCGUUAACAUGAAAUUGAUGAAAUAUGAAUUGGAAGAUGGAUGAUCCAUUAUGUUUUAUAUAUAUGGUACAGCGGCUAACUUCCCCAUUUAUUUAGUUCAUUUUCAUACCUAAGGGACUGUAGUCCUGCUCUGCCCAUGCUUCUCAUUCUUUGGAUAGAAUCGGUUUCAAGACAACCCAUAAUUGUGCUUCCCCCACUCCCACCUAAAAUGAACCAUCCAUUAUCAUUCGUUGUCCCUUUGUCACAUGUCUAUGAAAUU